AUGGUCAGUCCCAUCUGGACUACGCCUCGCCCAGCACGCUUCAAAGCUGACAAGCUGACCCGAUCACUUCACUCCGUGCGGUGAGCAGAGCACGAUCCUCAACAAGCCCUACGACGCGUUCGCCGACGAGGAACAGGACGUCGCCGUCGAGACCACCAAGAAGGCGUCGACUGGUCAGUUGCGCGGGGACUGUUGGCUGUGGCGGGCUGUCCCAGAGUCGGAAGGAAGGACGGGCGUGUGCGCGUGAAAAGGGGGGAACGGCCGCGGAUCACAGGGGCCUCCCGAGUGGCGGAUGAUCCUGUUGGGUGAAGAACAACAUUCUCACACCCUCCCUUUUGCUCCCGUCCGCAGUCGCCAACCACAUUCACAUCCGUAUCCAACAACGCAACGGUCGCAAAACGAUCACGACCCUCCAAGGCGUCCCGACGGAAUAUGAUCCCAAGAAGCUCUUGAAGGCGUUCAAGAAGGAGUUCGCCUGCAACGGAUCGCUCGUCGAUGACGAAGAGAUGGGCCAGGUCAUCCAGCUGCAGGGCGAUCAACGAACAAAGAUUGCCGAGAUCUUGAUCGAGGAAGGUAUUGGUCAGUGAUCGCAGAGGCGGCUCGACCACUGGUAGAAAGCCUCGACUAACCCCCCUCGGGAGGUCGGUUUCGUCCGUGGUAACCCUACAGACAAGGAGACGAUCAAGUUGCACGGUUUCUAA
Molecule: messenger RNA, 701 nt
Organism: Microbotryum saponariae
Lineage: Eukaryota; Fungi; Basidiomycota; Microbotryomycetes; Microbotryales; Microbotryaceae
Source: the annotation of a GenBank genome assembly